Theobroma umbraticum is the source of this 1773-nucleotide messenger RNA. RefSeq names its product UDP-glucuronate 4-epimerase 1. The record is from RefSeq and is a predicted model, not a curated record. Lineage: Eukaryota; Viridiplantae; Streptophyta; Magnoliopsida; Malvales; Malvaceae.
CCUUCAAUUAGCAGGUGCAGGAAAAAUUAAAACUCGCCUCUCUUUAUUUUUUUUCUGCAUCUGUUAUUUAAAUUACCAUAAAUCAGAAAUUCAAAAAAAAAAAAAACGACAAGGUAAAACUCUUUCUUUCCUCAGCCUCCGCUAACCAAGUAAUUCAACAAAAUCCUUUUCUUUUUUGUGAAAAAGGAAAAAAAUCGAAAAAAAGGAUAGUAUGAAAAUGCCGUCCUUGGAGGAUGAACUGUUCCCGUCGACGCCGGGGAAAUUCAAGAUCGAUAGAGCCCACAAUAUGAACCGCCAGUUCCACCGUUGCUUUGCCUCAACCAGCACAAUGUUUUUAUGGGCUCUUUUCUUGAUCGCAUUAACGGCGUCCUAUGAGCUUCCAGAGUUUGUUGAUUCCGGUAGUCGAUAUUUCACCGCUUCCUGGGGUGUUAUCCAAUGGAAAAAACGUCGUAGCUCUGCUCAGAUCCACCGUUCUGGUGGCAUGUCCGUUCUGGUAACUGGGGCGGCCGGGUUCGUAGGUACACUUUCCCUUGCUCUUAAAAAACGCGGAGACGGCGUCGUUGGGCUUGACAACUUUAAUAACUAUUACGAUCCCUCUUUGAAAAAAGCAAGGAAAUCGCUGCUUAACAGCCACGGCAUUCUGGUCAUUGAAGGUGAUUUGAACGAUGCCAAGCUAUUGGCUAAGCUUUUCGACGUGGUGGCUUUUACUCACGUGAUGCAUUUGGCUGCUCAAGCCGGAGUCAGGUACGCCAUGGAAAAUCCUAACUCUUACGUUCAGAACAUAGCCGGUCUCGUAACGGUUCUCGAAGUUUGCAAGUCGGCUAAUCCCCAGCCGGCUAUUGUAUGGGCUUCCUCGAGUUCGGUUUACGGUUUAAAUGAAAAAGUUCCUUUCUCUGAAGAGGAUCGGACCGACCAGCCUGAGUUAUACGCAGCAACGAAAAAGGCAGGUGAAGAAAUUACUCACACUUAACAUAUUUACGGCCUCUCUAUUACUGGUUUAAGGUUUUUUACCGUGUAUGGUCCAUGGGGAAGGCCCGAUAUGGCGUACUUCUCGUUUACAAGAAAUAUUUUGCAAGGGAAACCGAUCACAAUAUAUAGAGGAAAAAAUCGUGCUGAUUUGGCACGAUUUACUUACAUUGACGAUAUUGUGAAAGGUUGUUUGGGGUCAUUGGAUACAUCCGGAAAAAGUACCGGUUCGGGGGCAAGAAAGGGCCCUGCUCCGUAUCGAAUUUUUAAUUUGGGCAACACGUCGCCAGUUAAAGUGCCGGAGUUGGUGAAUAUACUGGAAAGACAUUUGAAGGUGAAAGCGAAAAGGAAUAUUGUGGAUAUGCCCGGAAACGGUGAUGUUCCGUUCACCCAUGCCAAUAUAAGUUCGGCCCAAAGAGAAUUCGGGUAUAAGCCCACAACCGAUUUGCAGACCGGGUUGAAGAAAUUUGUUAGAUGGUAUUUAUCUUAUUAUGGUUAUAAUAAUCGCAAAGGUGUACAAUAAAUUUUUUUUUUAAAAAAAUUCCUUCCCCUUUUAAUUUUUUAAAUUAUAUAGGGAUUUUCUUUUUCCCCAUUCAAAAGAAAAAGAAAGAUGCAAUGGGAAGAAAACGGAAAACCCGUAUAAGUUGAAAAAGAAAAGACGAGGGUUACACAUUCUUUGCUUGGGGGAGUAGUGGAAAACCUUUUAACCCCACUAGUUUUGUUGAUUUUGUUUUGUUCUCUGUAAGUAAAGUUUAAAGACUUCAUUUUCUUAAUUACGUUAAAUGCUUCAUAUUUCGCUUUACUUUA